Messenger RNA from Lathyrus sativus (Indian pea), 462 nucleotides. NCBI's taxonomy places the organism in Eukaryota, Viridiplantae, Streptophyta, Magnoliopsida, Fabales, Fabaceae. The record is from the annotation of a GenBank genome assembly.
AUGGCUCUUCGUGGGAAGCUAGAGGUUGACAUUGAACUGAAGUCUAAUGCAGACAAGUACUGGCAAACCAUAAGGGAUUCUACAACUAUAUUCCCUAAGGCCUUUCCACAUGACUACAAAAGCAUUGAUGUUCUUGAAGGCGAUGGUAAAGCUCCUGGUUCUGUCCGCCAUUUCCAUUACGCUGAAGGCUCGCAGCUAGCAAAAUCGUCGAAAGAAAAGAUUGAGGCUGCUGAUGAUGAAAAGAAGACGGUAACAUAUUCUAUCAUUGAAGGAGAUCUUCUCCAGUACUACACAAAAUUCUUGGGACACAUAACUGUUAUACCAAUUGGAGAAGGAUGUGAGGUGAAAUGGACUGCUGAAUAUGUCAAAACUAAGACUGAUAUUCCAGAUCCAACUAUCGUCAAAGAUUUUGCUGUCAAGAAUUUCCUUGAGGUGGAUGACUAUGUUCAAACACUUGCAUAG